Molecule: messenger RNA, 234 nt
Organism: Ostertagia ostertagi
Lineage: Eukaryota; Metazoa; Nematoda; Chromadorea; Rhabditida; Trichostrongylidae
Source: the annotation of a GenBank genome assembly
AUGGGCGACUACGACUACCUCAUCAAGUUUUUGGCACUUGGUGAUUCCGGAGUGGGAAAGACAUCCUUCUUGCAUCGAUACACUGACAACACAUUCACUGGUCAGUUCAUUUCAACCGUAGGAAUCGACUUCAAAGAGAAGAAAGUGGUUUACAAAAGUGCCCGAGGCGGUUUCGGCGGUCGAGGACAGCGAGUUCUUCUGCAGCUAUGGGACACAGCUGGGCAAGAAAGGUGA